Aureobasidium musti is the source of this 1605-nucleotide messenger RNA. Lineage: Eukaryota; Fungi; Ascomycota; Dothideomycetes; Dothideales; Saccotheciaceae. The record is from the annotation of a GenBank genome assembly.
AUGAAUGGUCGUCUUGCGCUUUCUGACCCCUCUGUGAAGGAAUUAGCGAAGGCUACUUGCUCAAGCACCCAUUACGACAACUUACCAGAGUUACUUGGUGAGGCUAAUUGGCAAGAAUGGAGUGAUGCAUUGCAACACGCUGCCUUGUUGGCGGGCACUGACGCUGUACUGAACGGUGAAUCAAAGCACCCAAUCUCACUGGAGGGCCAGCAAUGUACUACCUCGGAAUGGAAUGACAACAUCAAGCGCACUGCAGUCUGGCGUCGGCGCAAUGAAAGCUUACUCAAGGCUAUGCGCAACGCCUCAGCUGUUGAUCUCACAGCAUUUGAUGGCUCAAACGCGCAUCAAACUUACCUGGGCCUCAAAUUACAGUAUCACACUUCCGACAGCCAAAAGGCGUUCAAGCUGUUCAGCGAAGGACUCAUGGUAAUAUACGAACUGAACAGCUCACCCAGAGAUAUCGCCGAUCAGCUUCAAGAUGCUUUCAACCGAUACAAUCACUUGGUCGGUCACAACACCGAGCAACGUCUUCCGGAUAACUUCUUGAAGAUGGCAUUUCUCGAUUCGCUCGAUUCUGAGUAUGGCGAUUGGCGUAAGACAUUGUUGAAAGAGCGCGACGUUCUUGCACUGGAUGAAGGAUCGACUCUUACCUUCAACGAGCUUGUAAAUUUGACCAUUGCCGAGCGCGACCGCCUGUUACAAGAGCAAACAAACAACAAAACCUCUGUACCAAUAAUAUCACAACGACCGCCAAAGCGCAACAUCUCUGAAGUUGACGAACCUGCUCAGCAGGACGUACACAACCCUUGUUACAGAGCAUCUGCCCAGGACCAGGGAUACUCAGCACAAUAUUCAGAAAUCCAGAACAUGCAUUCUAACGAUAAUUUUUCGGACGACUCGGAGAGCAACGAUGGUAGUGACCCCAUGGCCGAAGAUGGAGCUGAAGAACAAUUUUCUACUAGCAACCAACACUACGCGUCGUCAGGAGAGCAAGCUGGUGAUGACAACCCUGAAUACCGUGCCACAUUCGACAAGAACUGGCAAGAUCUAGUGGUUGCUCAAUACGACGAAGUCCAAGGCCAGAUCGAUGCCAUCAAUCGCGUUCUCAGGAGAAUCGGCAGCUCAAAACGACAACGUCGCAAGCGUGGACCUGUCCUUGAGGAGCUCUCCGGGAAAUGGCUGCUUUACAGCGAGGAGUACAAUCCAGCCAACGCCGGCGCCCUACGGUUCGAGUGCUGGGAGAUCACCUCAAGGAAACAGAAGCGACUGCAUCCAACAAGUCUUCAGUCGGAUCAGAGUACCGACUCAUCUGGUACGAGUGAUAGCGGCGAAUCUGAGGGUAGCGACGACGAUGAAAGCGAUGGUGAAGACAACGACGAUCGAAACGGUGACGAUGAAAGCAGGAGCAGCGACAGCAGCGAUGAUGAAGAACGCUAUGAUCGCGUCAUCAGAACAGACAGACAUGCUAGCGUGGCCAUCAAAGUUGAAGAGAACAACAACACAGAAAGGAUGAGAGAUGCUGAAGGGGUUGUUACAGCUGUGGCUAUCAAAGCUGAACAAUCCGACUCUGAUGAGUCUGCCGAUGAGCAUAUCGACAGUGCGUGA